Messenger RNA from Manis javanica (Malayan pangolin), 908 nucleotides. The record is from RefSeq and is a predicted model, not a curated record. NCBI's taxonomy places the organism in Eukaryota, Metazoa, Chordata, Mammalia, Pholidota, Manidae.
UUUUGUUUAUCUUGCAGUCCCUGCUUCUAUCCGUUAUUCCCAUACAGACGUCAAAGUGCCUGACUUCUCCGACUAUCGUCGCACUGAAGUGUUAGAUGGUACAAAGUCUUCAAAAGAGAGCAGUGAGGCUAGAAAAGGUUUCUCCUACUUGAUAACUGCAACAACUACUGUCGGUGUUGCAUAUGCUGCCAAGAAUGUUGUCUCCCAGUUUGUUUCCAGCAUGAGUGCUUCUGCAGAUGUGUUGGCCAUGUCGAAAAUUGAAAUCAAGUUAUCUGAUAUUCCAGAAGGCAAGAACAUGGCUUUCAAAUGGAGGGGCAAACCCUUGUUUGUGCGGCAUCGAACCAAGAGGGAAAUUGAACAGGAAGCUGCAGUUGAAGUGUCCCAGCUGAGGGACCCACAGCAUGAUUUAGACCGAGUGAAGAAACCUGAGUGGGUUAUUCUGAUAGGUGUUUGCACCCAUCUUGGUUGUGUACCCAUUGCAAAUGCAGGAGAUUUUGGUGGUUAUUACUGCCCUUGCCAUGGGUCACACUAUGACGCAUCUGGCAGGAUCAGGAAGGGACCUGCACCUCUCAACCUUGAAGUUCCCUCAUAUGAGUUCACUGGUGAUGAUAUGGUGGUUGUUGGUUAGAGAGCUGAACUCAAGUUAUAGGCUUCUUUCAGUCUUCAUGUAACCUCAGAAGACUUAUUUGAAAGCAGUCCUUCUGUACUUAAAGUUGGUUGAUUUGAAAUAUUAAGAACUGCUAAUAAUGUAUUUUUAAACACGUAAAGUAAAUUGAGUUUAAUGUUGAAUAAAGCUGCCACCUAAUAAAGCCACUGUUAAACAUUGUUAAGCUCUGUCAAAGACUUGAAAGGUACAGUGUCUUUGAUAGUUAAUUCUAAUUAAAAAAUUGCAGACUGGUUAUACCAAA